Molecule: messenger RNA, 717 nt
Organism: Nannochloropsis gaditana CCMP526
Product: peptidyl-prolyl cis-trans isomerase fkbp2-like protein
Exons: 5
Coding region: 23-472 (149 amino acids)
Biological process (GO): protein peptidyl-prolyl isomerization
Molecular function (GO): peptidyl-prolyl cis-trans isomerase activity
Source: RefSeq, a predicted model, not a curated record
ACAGCGACUCCCGAAAACCACCAUGCUUCGCCGCCUUUUCUUCCUGACUCUCUCGGCCGUGGUGGUCUUGACGGCCUCUGCUAAACAGGGGGAUGGCGUGGACCUCGACCCGAACGAGAAAUUGCGCGUAGGUGUCAAAUUCCGCCCGGACUCUUGCGACAUUAAGUCUAAGAAGGGUGACAUGUUGUCAAUGCAUUACACGGGGACCCUGUACAAGGAUGGGAGCAAGUUUGAUUCAAGCUUGGACCGCAACCAACCUUUCGAAUUCACGCUGGGGCAGGGCCAGGUUAUCAAGGGUUGGGACAAUGGCCUCUUGAACAUGUGCGUGGGCGAGAAACGUCGUUUGACGAUCCCGUCGUCUCUUGGGUACGGAGACCGUGGCGCGGGUGCCAAGAUCCCCGGCGGUGCCACCUUGGUCUUCGAAGUGGAGCUUCUGGGCAUCAACAACUCGGACAAGGGCAAAGAGUUCUAAACGCGCACGGCCAUCCAGACUAUGAGGUAGGGUCCGAUAGACCAGAGUCCGGUGUAGGAAUCUAUGCGGGGAUACUCAAGAGAAAAUUGUCAGCCGAAGAUGAGUAGGGGAAUAGAAAGAAGGGGUACCUGCAAAGGAUUCGGAUGGUCUCGAGGCACAAGUGCUUUCGCCCCGUCGAAGGACUUCAGCAGGCAGCGAGAUGAAGGGGUAACAGUUACAGAAAAAAAAUCAUGACCAAGACCGAA